UCAUCACCAAGUGAGUCUAAACCAACCCUCUCUCUGUGUGUGGCAGGUGUCUGGCCGGAUAGAUGCACAGACACACACACAGCACUCAGCCGAGGAGAAUAGUCCAAUUUGUUGUGUUUUGUUGCCUAGUGGGAAUAUUUUUGAGGCCAUAAUAAAUUCACAUAACUGUACAGUGUCAUAUCUUUGGGCUUAAGUCUGGCACUGGUUUCCAAACAGUUUAAAAUGUUUUUGGAAAGUCAUGUUGUCUCAUGUAGAAAAGUAAAAUCUCACAUUUCUUUAACUUUGGGGCAAAAAUCAUGUAUUGUAUAUGUAUGUUAAAUGUCAUUGCUUUGAGGUGUGCUCAAUGAAGGAUUGAGAUUAGGACACUGACAUCAUUUGACCACAGUAAAUCUUUGAAAAUACGUCAAAUUAUAUCAUUCCAGCUGCACAAUUUGAAUUUUCACUAUCAGGGAAACAUGUCGUUCUCACUCGCCCAGCAGAGUGUUAGUCUUGUUAAGAUGUUUCGCAGGGCUUUCGGUUGGCAUCCCUGAAGUCAUUCCUCUGCCAAAGUCGCUCUUCAGCUCUUAACGCGCAGCCUUUGAAACCACCUUCGAUUUCAGCCGCUGCGUCUCAGCCAAAGGUCUGAAAGUUGAAAAUUAAAAAAAACACACACACGACGCCUUCUGAUAGCUCCCUCCAAAGCCUCGAUGACCGAAGCUUGUAUCAUUUAAUUAAACCCUAGCAUGACGUGCUCAGAAGCAGGUAGAGAAAACAGGCAGUUGGCGAGGAAGGAGGACCAUUACGCAGGUUGUCAUGACAUCACUAUGGGCUGGCUAUAAAGCGGCGAGGACUAAUACUCAGUUAGAGGAGCACUUGAAAAGCUUUGGAGUAAAGGACGGACUGAAGCCUUCUGUGUUUAACAGCUGACUGAUUGGCUGCUGUGACCGUCCCUCUUUCUGAACUUCAGCGCAAAGGAAUCACUUAGAGAAUACAAGACCUGUCAGAAUGAACCUAUCAUAUUUGGUAGCUUGUGGACUUAUGGUCACCCUGCUUUCAGUAAGGAUGGGGGCAAAACCUUUAUCUCAGGCGCAGCAGAAGUCUCUUAGAAGUUUGCUGGGCGAGGAGCUGGCGGAGUUUCUGGAGUCGGAGGAGAGGGAGAGGCGGUUGGAUGCUGUGCGCUCUCGGUUACGGUUACUGCGAGAUUUACGCUUAGACACUCGCGCCAGGGGGAUGUGGGCUCGCCUGCUUAACGACCAACCCGCACCGAGGAGACACAAAUCGGGGAGCAAGAAAGGUAGCUCCACGUCGCGGAGUGGCUGCUUCGGACACAAGAUGGACAGGAUAGGGACCAUCAGCGGCAUGGGCUGCUAGGGCUGGAGCAGCGCUGUGAUGAUUUCUGGACAAUAGUUGUGGACAACAAAUGGUUCAAUUUGUUCUCAAAUGCUGGGGGGAAAAAAACAAAAAACAAAGUAGAAUUCAACCAAGGGACGGAUUUUCGGUACGAAAGUCAACACGACCAGCAUUAGCAAAGACUGAGAAGACAGUGCUACAAAACCCUCAUAUAAAUAUAUAUAAUAAAUAUUCAGUAUAUAUACAUAUAUACAUGUAUGUAUACCACACAGAAUGGUCCAAACGCAGAUGCAUAUGACAAGACUGCAGGCAACGGUGUAAAAACUACAAACUGCAAAGCUGUAUAUUGUUGCUGCUGUUGUACAUUCACGUACUUCAUCUUCCCCUGCAUAAAUGUAUUUAUGUUUUAAAAAACUAUUUAUAUGUUUAUAAAAAAA
Solea senegalensis (Senegalese sole) is the source of this 1766-nucleotide messenger RNA. RefSeq names its product natriuretic peptide C (gene nppc). Gene Ontology annotation, molecular function: hormone activity; hormone receptor binding. The record is from RefSeq and is a predicted model, not a curated record. NCBI's taxonomy places the organism in Eukaryota, Metazoa, Chordata, Actinopteri, Pleuronectiformes, Soleidae. The coding region runs from base 985 to 1350 and encodes 121 amino acids. Gene Ontology annotation, cellular component: extracellular region. The transcript is spliced from 3 exons. Gene Ontology annotation, biological process: receptor guanylyl cyclase signaling pathway; cGMP biosynthetic process.